AGACCAACCUUUCAGUCAUCAUUUUUGCAAGAGCAAAGGAAUUUCGGCUGUAAUCAAGAAUAUAAACAUUCAAUUUUUUUAAUCGUAAUACAAAUAAUUUGUCAUCAUUACAAAUAGUUUGACCUGCGUGGAAAGAUUCAAUCUGUUUUUAAAGUGAGCGAUAUGGAAUGUCUUUAAAACAGUGAUGAUUCCGCACAACAUUCUGGUCAACGUGGAAGAAAACAUACGCAUCAAAAUCAGCUGGCGGAAUUUGGCUCCGGAAUUGCGGAAGGCAUUGGGUGAUAAUGAAAAACGUUACGAAAAGUUGAUUCUUGAGUACAGUCUCAAGAAUCAACUGCGUUAUCGUGGCAAUUUAGUGCAUAACACAUUUGGUCAUGAAAAGCUGUACUAUGAAAAACUGAUAGAGGAGAAUAUUCGCGCGCUGCAUCUUUUUCCGUACCAUUUGGCCGAUAUCGUGACGAAGGGCCUCCGAUUGACUCCUUUCAAUUAUUACACUGAUAUGCUAGUGUUCUUGCUAAAUAAUGAUAAAAAUUACGACUCGUUGCCUAAUUUUACCGCUGCGGACUGCCUACGGGUGGUGGGAGUGGGUCGCAAUGAAUAUCUGUCCAUUUCUAGCGAUCUGAAGACUGGUUCUCCGAAGUUAUUUUUCAAACGAAAUCCGUACUAUCUGCUGCCGAAAUUUCCUCGUCGGAUCGUGAUCGAACCCUGGUGGAAGGUCGAAAUGGGCUAUGUGCUUGAAAGUGACGUCCAGUCGUUGGGCCUCGAAGAACUGUCGGUUAUCGACCGGUUGAUUGACUAUGGUCCGCAAACGGCUGGCGCACUGCACUACGAGAUUGUGCACAGCCUGUACCGACGAGGUUUGAUCUAUCUCGAUGUGCCAAUUAGCGGUGAGGACAAGAUCAGCAUCCCACCCUUGCAGAAUUUUGUGAUGAACAGGGUAUCCGGAGACUACUUUGAAAAUCUUCUGUAUAAUGUGUUCGUUACCGCCGAUGAGCAGUCGACAAUCGCUGAGCUUGCUCAAAUCCUUCAAGUGCCACUGGAUACGGUGAAACAGGCGACAUCGCUUUUCUGUCGAUUGAACUUUGCCCGUCGGAAGCAGACAAAUUUUGUCAACAACGUUGAACCGGACGAAAGCUGGAAAAAUGCCAAACGAGAUUUGGUUCAACAGCAGCAACAGCAUGCCGGAAUUACAAUUUUUAACUAUCACUCCUUGCUGCUCAGUCAGGACUCGAUCGAAAGCGAACAGAGUGAUCGGCCCGGUGAUCUUACCAUAGGUUCACUGGAUAGUCCGAGUCCGGCGGAUGACAGUCCGGUUGAUUUGUCAACGUUCUCCGAUGUGAAACCCGACGACGGUCGACCACCGUCGGACGCAAAACGUGUCGGUUUCAUUUUUGAUUCCACACUGACUGCCUUUCUGAUGAUGGGAAAUCUUUCACCCGGAUUGAAAACACACGCCGUGACACUGUUCGAGGUGGGUAAGCUGUGUGACGAAGGGAUGAACGAUUUUCUCCGUGAGUUGGAGAAGGUUUCCAUCCUGGAUGCCGACGGGGAAGGCGAAGUCAGUCGCUAUUUUCAUCAUGCCAUAAUUUUAAGAUCGACAAUCGUCGCACUGAAAAACGUCCUCAACACCGAGCUAGACUUGUUUCGCCUGGAGAGCUUGGAAGCGUUAGACCUAAAGACGAGAACUCGUCUCCUGGAGAAAAAGUACAAAUUUCUGAUUGCCGCAGCGCCACUGUCGGGUGUUCUGUCCACGCCAUUCACCAUUCCGUUCUUCGGUCAGUUCUAUCGAACUUCGACCAAUUCUCACAUUUGGACGAAACUUUUCUACUAUCACAUGAGCGGCUACGGACCGCCCAGUUUGUUGCUCAUCAAGGGCAGUGUUCUAACCCACUUACCCCGGCUAUUCCUCGGCUAUGGAAAACUGCUCAUCACCAUCGUCCACACCGAAUCGUUUGUACUGAAUUCGGAAAAGUUCGCAACGUUGAACGAACACCUGAAGAAUGGCUGUGUACUGAUCCAGGGCUACGGAAUCAAACAACCGGCCGAGACACACUACGAAGUGUUUCCAUUUAUGGAUUGCAAUGGUCGGGCUUCCAGCAAUUGGAAUCAGCAUUCGGCGGUUCGACGGUUGGCCGAGGUGCUAGAUUUACAGCGUAGUUUUGGUUAUUUGACGUUCGUAAGAACUGGGGUUCCAGAUUAUGGUUGCGAGCAGUAUGACGAGAAUGUUCGGUUGAUUCGAGAAAAGGCCAAACCGGAAAAAGAGUCCGUUACAAAGAAAGAUCAGCAAAAACCAAAGCCUGUACGAUCGGAUACGAUCGGUUCCAUCACUUCGAUCGAAAGUGACGAUGCUAGUCUGAUCGAGGAUAUCCGUCGUACUCGUAGUGACGUCCCAACCGAGCCGGGUUGCUCGGAGAUCGACGAACCACACGACCAACAGGUCAAUCAAGAGUUGGUGCUAGAACUUGAAGAUGCCAGUCGAAAUGCGGAUUCCGAUACGGACAUGCAGAGACGUUCUUCGAAGAAUAAUAUGGAGGAGUGGACUCUGCUGGAUGUUCAUUUCGGAAUUCCUCUGUUUGACGUUGAUUGCAAUACCGCCAUAUGCCAAAACAUCAUCAAGAAACUAUGCUCUGAAGAGAAUAUUGCAAACAUCCUGGAUGUCAACGCGAAAAUGGAGCAACGUUACUUAAAAUUUAUCUCGCAGUGUUUGUAUUUCGAAGACGAAAGCAUGGAACUAGUGAAACCGGGCAAGUUCGUUCCGAAGCCACGAAUCAGUUUAGCCUUUGAGAAUGGCAAAAUCAUCAGUUGGAAUGGCAAGUAAUCAGCGAAGGCCUACGACGAUUUCUAACCGAAAUCUCCUCCAAUUCCAAUAACACCAAAUCGAAAACACUACCCCGAAUUCCAGCAAAACAAAAAAGAUAACAUUCCGUUCAAAAAAAUCGAAUGCAUUCCAGUUUCGUGUGAACUAAUUUUAACACUUUUCUAGUAGAUUGGCUAGCAGGUGAAAUUUUAGCCACGUGGUUUUUUCUUUCGAUGAAGCGAGCUUCAUGGUGGGUAUAGUCCGUUCCGUACUGAAGAACAAAGAAGAGUUUUUUAUUUUAUAGAUUUGUGAUGUAGAUUCGCGUCAAACCCUACCCUCUCAGUGAUUUCAUAUAGCAACAGGAAAUACAUGUAUUUCAAGUGAAAAA
Molecule: messenger RNA, 3185 nt
Organism: Malaya genurostris
Lineage: Eukaryota; Metazoa; Arthropoda; Insecta; Diptera; Culicidae
Product: protein FAM91A1
Exons: 10
Coding region: 185-2818 (877 amino acids)
Source: RefSeq, a predicted model, not a curated record